CGCUCCCGCCCAUCCCCAUCACUCCCAGUACACCAGAUUGCGCCUCUCUGUCUGUGUUGAAACGGGUAGGAGAAGGCAUCUAGCUAGUUGUGGUGCUACGUGCUCAUUUGUUCAAACUGAAACCUGCCGUUAUUUAGCAAAUAAUCCGACCGCACACUCUUGGAAAUCAGUGAUACAGACCGAAGACGCCAGAAGAAAACCUGAUGUUGAUCAUCAUCGAUUAUUUUACUACGUGGUUACCUGCAAUUUUUUUAUAGAGAUGUUCACGUAACGUUAGCUUUGACCAGCCGAUUUGAGCCGUUCGGAAUUUAAUCUAAAUUUACUGGUUAGCGAGCUACUCAUGCAGUGCUCCCUGUAUGGACUGCAGCUAGCCAUUUGACGUUUUUGUUAUAGUCAUUUUUAGAUUUUUAUUAAACACUGAUGCCCAGAUAAGCCAGAAACAUAACCUUGCGACGAUAUUCGGGGAAAUAACGUGGAAGUCAAGAUACAUUGCAUAUCCAUGAGCUCAGACUUCCAGCACUACAGCUUCAGAAUGCCGAACAUCGGGUUUCAGAACCUGCCCCUCAAUAUCUACAUCGUGGUGUUCGGAACGGCCAUAUUCGUCUUCAUCCUGAGCCUGCUCUUCUGCUGCUACCUCAUAAGGUUACGGCAUCAGGCCCACAAGGAGCUCUACGCCUACAAGCAGGUUAUACAGAAGGAAAAAGUCAAGGAGCUAAAUCUACAUGAGAUAUGCGCGGUGUGUUUGGAGGAGUUCAAACAGAAAGACGAGCUGGGGAUAUGCCCAUGCAAACACGCCUUUCACAGGAAGUGCCUCAUUAAGUGGUUGGAGGUGAGGAAGGUGUGCCCGCUCUGUAACAUGCCCGUCCUGCAGCUGGCCCAGCAGCAGGGUGGCGCCGAGGCCCAGGGUCCCACACAGCAGCCCCUGCCCGGCGUGGAGAACCUGGUCUAGCCCCCCUCCCCCCCCCCCC
This is a messenger RNA of Anguilla anguilla (European eel), 968 nucleotides long. It is a transcript of the gene rnf24, whose product is annotated as ring finger protein 24. Gene Ontology annotation, cellular component: endomembrane system. The transcript is spliced from 6 exons. The record is from RefSeq and is a predicted model, not a curated record. Bases 500 to 949 code for a protein of 149 amino acids. Gene Ontology annotation, molecular function: zinc ion binding; ubiquitin protein ligase activity. Lineage: Eukaryota; Metazoa; Chordata; Actinopteri; Anguilliformes; Anguillidae.